Nylanderia fulva is the source of this 1553-nucleotide messenger RNA. RefSeq names its product soluble lamin-associated protein of 75 kDa-like. The record is from RefSeq and is a predicted model, not a curated record. NCBI's taxonomy places the organism in Eukaryota, Metazoa, Arthropoda, Insecta, Hymenoptera, Formicidae.
GUCGAGCGGCAGACCAGUCUCAUUGUUGAAUCGCUGAUAAUCGGCAGAAUGUUCACCAGGUCGAGACGAAGACAUUGGAGUCGCGUCGUACAGCUGACACGCACUGCACCGUACUUCCUGUCAGCGAGUCACGCUUGACAGAUCCUGCUCCGACCUUCAGCCGAUUCAGCGAACCGGCAAGACGUCUCUGCCGCGGGACGACGUCAGACUCCGACUGAAUGACGCGACGCUUGCAGAGAUGUAUAUAUUAGGCGUAUGAGCGAAUAUGCGAUAUACAUAAUUCACGCUACUGCUGUUGAUACUGAAGCGCAUCGAUGUCGACGAUCCUGACAUUUUAUAUAUGAAUGUGUAAUCGCGCUCUCUCGCUCUUGCAUACCUUUAAAUGAAACAGAUGUAUGUACAAGAUUGAAUGACGAACAAGAGAGAAAGGAACAAAGCAUAGAAUGUAGGCGCAUGCGUGAAUUCCAUCGCUGACUUUCACUACAUAUUUACAGAAGUGUUCUUGAUUUAAAAAAAAAAUUAAAAGCUACUAGCGAGUCUCUUCUAAUUCCAGGAAUGAUAUCACACCGUGAAAAAUCACGUAAUCUCACAAUUGGAUAUGCAGUAACAAAGUUUCUCGCGCCAUGCAAUGAGAGAAAUACAAGUUUAUGUUGUCUUCGACGAACAAACAUUGCUACAUUUCUUGUGGCACUUAUAUAAGAUUACGUAUAAUCUGAACUCACUCAGCUGACUGUAUGCGAUCAUACACACUCGACUGAUUCUUAUCAGCCAAUGCUGAGUGUGCGCAAAAUGUGUUCGGACAGUGAUGAUCCAGCUUGACCUGCGAAAUUUGAAUGUUCAGGGCAACGUCUGUCGUGUAGAUUGCAUCGAUGGCGAUCACUUUGUAGAUGUAAUAUUAAAUGACGAGGUAAUCGACGUCAAUAAUAUCUACAGCGAUCGACUCGUAGAUGAAUGGCAGCAGGUCCAGACGGAUCGCGAUAAGGUGCUCUUCUACAUAUUGAGCCAGAUUGUUUAUCCAAACUUGGACACACCGCGAGCAGACAAGUUUGAAUCGUUGUACGCUCCGGUGGAUGAACAUGACAUCGUAUCACUGAGAUGGCAAAAGGGAAAAGCGGUUGGGUUUUAUACCGUUAAACCUACAGGUACGGAAAUAUUCUCGACGAAGGAGAGAUAUGUGAUGCCUACAGUGGAUACGGCGUACAUUCGUUCAGAAUAUAGAAAUCAGGGUUUCGGUACGGAGAUCCUAUCCGACGUGAUCGCGCGCUUCCCGAAUGAAGACAUCGGCUUUUCCAAGCCAAUCUCAAGCAGCAUGUUGAGAAUCCUGAAAACAUUUCUGAUGAGUCACAAAGAAUAUCGAUUGCGUUUCUGGGAAAUUUCUGACUGCGAUAUCGGCGUGUCUCAGCAACUGAUAUGGUGUCGUUUGAAAAAAAUGGUAAUGAAAUAGUAUUUAUGAUAAAAAAUGAUUAGAAUUUAUUAUAAAAACCAUCGCAAAGACGUACUUAACGAGAUAAUUGUAUAUAUUUUUAAUUGUUUUAUAUGCGUACGUACAUAUA